UGUCCGGAGCGACAGAGGGAAAAUAUUUCGGUCGGAACGGAAAUUAAUCCGGUCCGAAUACUACCGUUUGCGUAGGAACCGGUUCCAUAGUGGUAGCCAACCCUAGGUAAUACACUGAAUAUGGAUAAGUAGGCUGGUGGGCGUGGUGAGAUGACUCUUCAGGUUGAUAUUCAGGUUUCCACAGAGAUUGAAGGUGUGGCGAAACACUUUUCCGGUUCAAACUAAAAUCAGAGGAACUUCCUGUUGUCAUCAUGUCUUUAUGGGAUGACUUGGAGUCUCUUGUGAGUUCACCUUCUUCUUUCACAGCAAAGACUGGGGAGAGAGGAACCAUCAAGCCCAUACCCAACUUUAAUGCAGGAGGCGAUGCUCAGGCUCUGAAGAAGGCCAUGAAAGGACUUGGCACCGAUGAGAAGACUUUGAUUGACGUUUUGACCCAUCGAAGCAGCGCUCAGAGGCAGCUCAUCUGUGAAGCUUAUCAGAAAGAAACUGGCAAACCAUUAGUGAAUGACCUGAAAGGAGAAACCGGCGGUAACUUUGAGGAGCUGCUGGUGGCGCUCGUCACCACUCCUGCGGCGUUUGACUGCCAUGAAGUGAUCCGGGCCACAAAAGGAGCGGGGACAACAGAGAGCGUCUUGAUUGAAAUCUUUGCCUCCAGAUCCAACGAGCAAAUCAAAGCUCUCUCUGAUGCCUAUUUCAACGAAACAAAGAAGAAGUUGACUGAAGAUCUGAAGGGGGAAGUUUCCGGAGACUUUUCCAAAGCGCUGCUCCUCCUGGCCGAGGGCAAGAGGGCCGCGGACACCACAGUAAAUACAGAGAAGGCAAAAGAAGACGCCAAGACCCUUUACAAUGCUGGGGAGAAGAAUUUUGGCACCGAUGAAUCUAAAUUCAUUGAAAUCCUCUGCCAGAGAAGUAUACCUCAACUGAGACAAACUCUUGUUGAAUACAAGAACAUCAGUGGAAAGACUCUGCAGCAAAGCAUCGAAGGAGAGAUGUCAGGGAAGUUGGAGAUGCUACUGGUGGCGAUCGUGAAAUGUGUGAAGAGCGUACCGGCCUACUUUGCUGAACACCUGUACGGGAGCAUGAAGGGUGGUGGAACAGACGAGCGGACCCUGACCCGGAUCAUGGUGAGCCGGUCCGAGAUCGAUCUGUUGGACAUCAGAGCCGAGUUCAAGAAACUCUACAAAUACUCACUGCACUCUGCCAUCAAGUCAGAUCUGUCGGACAGCUAUGGGGAGUGUGUGAACGCCAUCUGUGGAGGAGACGACUAACGCCUGAGUUCUACCGUACCGUAGGCCGAAAAGAAGUCUGCCUCCUCUUAAACUUGUUCUCUGAUACUUAUAAUCAGUGGUGUAGUCUACGUGAUAUGCAGGUAUAUGCAGUAUACCCACUAAGAAAGCUCCAGGAUUUCCAUAUACCCUCUUAAAAAUGCCCAAUGACAUGCGACUACAUACUUUCCAUUAUAUUUUUGAUACAUUUUGAGUUGUCAUCUGUUUUCUUUUUCUUCGCAUAAGCUAAAUAAAGGUAUUUCCACUGUAAAUUGGUGCAUUAAAGCAUAUCCAAAUGCAACAUAAAUGAAGUUGCUGACGCUCAAAAGGACACCCAGAUCCCCCACUAUGAUAUGCCCCCUCUUUCCCCAAAGGCAGAUUCUGGCCCUUACAUAUUGGCCAAUAUAUAGAUAGUACAGUAUACCCACUACAAUACAUUAGACUACACCACAGAUUCUAAUUUACUUUCAACUUCAAACUACUACCUAAUAACUUGUUUUACAGACAGCUUUGAAAGACAGACGUCAUGUGAUAUUAUGGAAGGACAGUGAAAAGUCCAGAGAGGCAUGCAGAUCAUCAAAGAUUGAUUUUCUUUUUGUAAAUGAAAACGUCGGCUGAAGUUUUAAUGUACAAUUCUGUUUUGUUUCAGUCUGAUUGCGGAGGGGAAUAUGAAAAGACUCUGCUUCAAAUUUGUGGAGGAGAUGACUAACAUCGACGUGUCUUUUCUUUUUUUUUUCUUUUUUGCAAUUUCCCAUGGAUACAUGCUUUAUGCUUUAUUUUUCUUCCGCCUGCAAAUAAUUCUUACAAUAUUGAAGAUUUUGACCAAAAGAAAAUUCUAGAGCAAACAGCAGUAUUGCAGAAAGUACACAGUAAAAAUUAGGGGUGGGGGAAAAAAUCAAUACAGCAUAAUAUCGCAAUAUUUUCCGUGGCAAUACUGUAUCGAUACACAAACGCCAAGUAUCGAUCUUUUAUUAUAUAUGUGUUGGUCAGUC
Perca fluviatilis (European perch) is the source of this 2257-nucleotide messenger RNA. It is a transcript of the gene anxa3a, whose product is annotated as annexin A3a. The transcript has 14 exons. Gene Ontology annotation, molecular function: calcium-dependent phospholipid binding; calcium ion binding; phospholipase inhibitor activity. Gene Ontology annotation, cellular component: cytoplasm. The record is from RefSeq and is a predicted model, not a curated record. NCBI's taxonomy places the organism in Eukaryota, Metazoa, Chordata, Actinopteri, Perciformes, Percidae. The coding region runs from base 252 to 1268 and encodes 338 amino acids.